GGUUCUGCAGCAGAGGUUGCCAUGUAUCCCAGGAUUAAAAACCUCGCACUUUACGCCUUUUCGGUCAUGCUGCUGGCGUGGGUUUUUUACAUGAAGAAAGAGGCAAAGUUGGCAGCGUCGCCAGCAGACCAGAAAGUGGAUGUAGCGAAUCACAAACCAAAGUCUUUGGUUCUGGACAAUGCUGAACCCAGCAAGUGUUUGCCAAACUUGACCCUUGCCAAUUCUUCUCUCACCCUCCCAGAGCUUCACCAUGUCUUCUUAACAUACAGGCACUGCCGGAAUUUCUCUGUUCUGCUGAAGCCUUCCAGGUGUAGCAAAGAGACGUUCCUCUUGCUGGCGAUCAAGUCUUCCCCGAUCAACAUAGAGCGGCGGGUGGCAAUCAGGAACACGUGGGGGAAGGAGGUCUCCAUCGGUGGCAAGCGCAUCAGGCUGAUAUUCCUUCUAGGGCGCUCGGAGGCCAAAAUCCAGGUACAGCCCCCGCACCAGCUGCUGGCUUACGAGAGCCAGGAGUUUGAUGACAUCUUGCAGUGGGAUUUUGUUGACAACUUCUUCAACUUGACCCUCAAGGAGCUGCAUUUCCUCCGCUGGUUCAUGGAGGACUGCCUGCACACCAGGUUUGUGCUGAAGGGUGAUGACGAUGUCUUUGUCAACACUUACAACAUUGUUGAGUUCCUCCAAGAGCUGGACUCAGAACAGGAUCUCUUUGUUGGGGAUGUGAUCGCCAAUGCCCGGCCCAUCAGGAACACCAAGGUCAAAUACUUUAUUCCAGAGUCCAUGUACAGAGCCCCCUUCUAUCCUCUCUAUGCGGGCGGAGGGGGCUAUGUAAUGUCUAGAGAGACAGUGCGCCGCCUCCAGAGCACCGCAGAGGACAUGGAGCUCUUCCCGAUAGAUGAUGUCUUUGUGGGAAUGUGUCUGGCAAAGAUGGCAGUGACCCCAAAGAACCACGCUGGCUUUAAGACUUUCGGGAUCCAGAGACCUUUCAAUCCUUUUGAUCCGUGCUUGUACAAAGAGCUGAUGAUUGUGCACAAACUAAACCCAACCGAGAUGUGGAUCAUGUGGACGCUGGUAAAGGAUGACAGCAUUAGGUGUGCGGUGUCAGUAACGCACAACUACAGAAGGGAUUGGAAAAGAAGCUACUGAUGAGCACAGCGGGAUUGUGACUGGUGACAGAUCCAGGGUACUUAAACUAAAAAUCAGGUUGUGGUAGAAACGUGUCCUCUACUAACAGACUGUACUUGAGCCAUAAGGGUUUGUUUUGCAGUAAGUCUUUUUCUAUCGGUGGGUUACUGAAGCAGUUGAAUUGUCACAGGGCGGGGAUGGGGCCGGUAGCUCGGUGAGACACGGUGCAGGGGACUCGGCUCGGUUCUUCCCAGCCAGACUGGAGCCAGGGGAAGUCACAAGUGCCGCAGGGACGUGUGCGAGGGGCCACCUGCUAUGGAGGCUCCGCAACACCGGGGCUGGUGUCUGACCGCCGGCCAAAUUCAGUCUCGUGUAGGAAACCUGAUGAUGACUAAUGGGUGACAGAGCACUUGAAAUUACUUGAAGGGGUGGAAGAGAAAGGCCAGUGUGUGCUGCUGGGUCCACUGCAGUGCAACUCUGCUGUCCCAGCCCAGCAAUCCCACAGGUCCUACCGGACAGCAGGAGAAAGGCGAUGGAGUGAGGGGGAAAAAAAAAAAAGCCUCAAAAAUGUAUUGCCGUAACACAGCACGAUGAUCCAAGGGACUGGGCUCCGACUCCAGCCCUUUGGAUUUUACAGAAGUUUAUUACAGGUUUACUUGCACUGGAAGCUUUUGCACAAACACUUCAUGAUGGGGUUUGAGAGGCGCAAUAUGUCUUGAAUAAUCACGGUGGUAGUUACAGUGGCUGUAGCUUUUCAUGUUGCGUGGGAGGUGUUUGGGUUUUUGUUGUUGUUGUAACG
Messenger RNA from Gymnogyps californianus (California condor), 1918 nucleotides. It is a transcript of the gene B3GNT4, whose product is annotated as UDP-GlcNAc:betaGal beta-1,3-N-acetylglucosaminyltransferase 4. The transcript has a single exon. Lineage: Eukaryota; Metazoa; Chordata; Aves; Accipitriformes; Cathartidae. Gene Ontology annotation, cellular component: membrane. Gene Ontology annotation, molecular function: hexosyltransferase activity. Bases 22 to 1140 code for a protein of 372 amino acids. The record is from RefSeq and is a predicted model, not a curated record.